ACGAAUGCGUUGAUUUUGAAAGCUAUGAUAUAAUUGGCAUCGGGCAGACAUCCCACUGGAGGACAGAACACUUCUCAAAUCUCCCAUCCGCAUGCAGAAACCCCUUAAGUAGCCAAGAUGUGCAAUAAUUGGUGGUAACUCCACACAUUUGCCGCACGCAGGACAACAAAUAAUUAUCGAACCCAAGUACCGGAAGCAGCAGCAGCAUCUGAAAGCAGCGCCCACAAAAUGGCUGACCGCACACAGACCACCGCAGCAACCACAGCCACACGAAGCAGUAGACCCUGGCUGAGAGGAGAAAUUCCCGUGAUACUCGUGUUAGUGCUGCUCCUGCCACAACCGUUAUGGGCCUUCUGCCCCUCCAAGUGCCAGUGUUUGGGCGGUGAGGCCAACAGCAGGGCCCUGUGCGUGGAUGCUGCCCUCGAGGAUGUGCCCAUUCAGCUGAAUCCCGAGACAAAGUACAUCAAUCUGACGUUAAAUCGAAUACGCAAUCUGGAGUUCUCGCUGCCAUUCUACAUGAAGCUGGAGAUACUCGAUCUGUCGCAGAACAUCAUCGAGACGCUGGGCUCCAAGAAUUUCGAGUAUCAGUCGGAGCUGCGUACCCUCAAUCUCAGCAGCAAUGUUGUGAGUUCCCUGCACAAACAUGCCUUCAAGGGGUUGACUAGCUUGCUGCUGCUGGAUCUCAGCUACAACCGCAUCGAGACGGUGCAUCCGACAGCCCUCAGCGAUCUGGCGUCUCUGGUGGAGCUGGAUCUGACCAACAAUAAUAUUGUGAGUCUCGAGGAUAACUGCUUCAAGGGCAUGUCCACGCUGGAGGUGCUCGUGUUUCGCAACAAUCGGCUGCUUGACGUACCGGCCAGCAAUCUGUGGCAUCUGCAUGCCCUCAAGAGCCUCGACAUGUCCGACAAUCUGGUGGAGUUUGUGCGGAAUGACAGCUUUGAGGGUCUGAAGGAACUCCUGGCCCUCAGCCUCAGGGGCAAUGUGAUGAGCGAGCUGGAUGCGAACGCCUUUGAGGGACUCAUCUCGCUGAAGCAUUUGGAUCUGGCCGAUAACAAUCUCACGAUGGUGCCCACCCAGCAGCUGGCGAAACUUUCGAAUCUCACCUAUUUGAACCUUGGGGGCAAUCGCUUUUCCCACCUGCCCGCCGUGGCAUUCCUCAACUUGUUUCAUUUACGCGAAUUGCACUUGAGCCGCCUCGACUAUUUGCAGCGCAUCGAUUCGAGAGCCUUUGUGGAUAACACGCACCUGCAGACGCUGCACCUGAACUACAAUCCGCAGCUGAGCGACAUACCGAUGCGCCUGUUCCAGGGCAAUCCCAACAUCCUGGAGGUCUACAUGCAGAGCAACAGUCUGCAGACUCUGUUCUCCGCCCAGUUUCCGGUGGAUCAGCUGCAGAAGCUAUACUUGGGGGAUAAUCCACUGCAGUGCAACUGUUCGCUGCUGUGGCUGUGGCGCCUCGUUACCGGAAACUUUGAGGGCAUUGAACCACCGCUAGAUCAUGCACCGGGCGGUGCUGUGGCCGCCUUGGCAAAGGAGGCAAACCAAAGGGAGGGGGAGCAGGAGACGGAUGAUGCCACCACGGCGGCCGUGGCGGAGGAUGGUGUGGCCGUUUUGGCUGCCUACAUAGCCGAGCAGCACAUUGCGAAUGCCCUGCACACCACCGAACCGAGUGCCUACGAGCUGGCCACCUCCUCAUCAUCGGCGAACCGCAACACUGGGUAUCUGCGGAUGGACCGGCAGCAGAUCGGCUGCGACAUCUGGCGGGACACGGUGCGCACGCGUCGCCAGCUGUUGGCCAUGAGCGAGGGCGAAAUCACCUGCCCCGCCCACAUUGUGACGGUGGUGUGUGCCGUCAUCACGUGCCUCCUGGUGGCCAUGAUCGGGGUGAGCGUUCUCUACUAUCUGCGCUUCGUCAAGCGCCGCAGGAAGCUGCUGCACGAGCGCGGACCAAUGCGCACCAGCAAGAGCAUCAUCAAUGUCCAUGACCGAAUCCUGCAGGGCCACCAGUCGCUGGGCGGCAAUGGACUCGGCAUGGGCAUGGGCAUGGGCAUGGGCAUGAGCAUGACACUGGGCGGCAGCAAUGGGGGCAUGGGCAUGAUGAAUUAUCCACACAACGCCCAAACGCUGCAGGCGCACCAUCACUACCACCAGGCGAUGCCGCUGCAGGCACACAACACAGGGAGUGGGCAUGACUAUCAGCAGACGACGCUGCCGCAGCUGGACAAACUGGAGCUGGAGCGCUAUCUGGCCGCCCAGACGAUUGCCAACGAGUACAGGGCUCUGAAGCCCUGGGAGCUGCCCGUCAAGGAGGCGGACGACGAGCCGGAGCAUCUGUACGAGCGCUUCGAUCACUACGAGUAUCCCGAUACUCAGACCAUGAGCAAACUCAAGCAGGCGGCAUCGCUCUCGAAAUCAUCUGGUGAUCCACCAGCUGCAGCUGUGGCAUCGAAUGGGAAGCCGCACGUUGUCUACGUAUGACGUGGACGUGGCCAGGUCGAGACGGGCAUGGAAAUGGAAAUGGUGGGCCUAAAUCUCACCAACAACAACUAUCGGAGCUAUGUGCAGAGCGAGUUCUGAAAAGAGGGGGGAUCGCUAGGAUCCGAUGAAGAUGCCAUUGAAACAGGGAAUGUGAGGUUAUGGUUUGUUUAAGUUUCGGUUCUAAUUUCUAAAAACAAAACAAAA
Drosophila subobscura is the source of this 2682-nucleotide messenger RNA. RefSeq names its product leucine-rich repeat and immunoglobulin-like domain containing-NOGO receptor-interacting protein 4. Gene Ontology annotation, molecular function: protein binding. The transcript is spliced from 5 exons. NCBI's taxonomy places the organism in Eukaryota, Metazoa, Arthropoda, Insecta, Diptera, Drosophilidae. The record is from RefSeq and is a predicted model, not a curated record. Bases 229 to 2478 code for a protein of 749 amino acids.